CCCGACUCCAGGCGGUCUGGGCCGGUACCCUUCUCCGUGUCCCUCCUCCCUCGGCGAGCCCGCGGGCGGGCGCCCCUCGGCCAGGAAAGCCUGCAGACGGGUGGCUCAUGCCCAGACUGGACGACCACCUCUGGAGAGGUCCCUGUGCUAAGGGCACGAAGCACAGAAGCCGCCCGAGGGCCAGUGCCAGAGGGCUGGUAGCCAAAGCGGGAGAGAUGAUCAACUCCUCGGGGUCAGGCCCCUCUCUGCUGGCGGCCCACGGUGCCCUGGGCACCGACCCUGCUCAUGGGCCUCAGAGCACUGGUGUGGGGGGCCAGGGCAGCAGCAGCCACGUCAAUAGCUGGCAUCACCACCUGGUGCAGAGGAGCCUGGUGCUGUUCUCGGUGGGGGUGGUCCUGGCCUUGGUGCUCAACCUCCUGCAGGUCCAGAGGAACGUCACCCUGUUCCCAGAUGAGGUCAUCGCCACCAUCUUCUCCUCCGCCUGGUGGGUUCCUCCGUGCUGCGGGACAGCAGCUGCUGUGGUCGGCCUGCUGUACCCCUGCAUCGACAGUCACCUUGGGGAGCCGCACAAGUUCAAGCGGGAGUGGGCCAGCGUGAUGCGCUGCGUGGCCGUCUUCGUUGGCAUCAACCACGCUAGUGCUAAACUGGAUUUUGCCAAUAACGUUCAGCUCUCCUUGACGUUAGCAGCCCUGUCUCUGGGCCUCUGGUGGACAUUUGACCGUUCAAGAAGCGGCCUGGGGCUGGGCAUCACCAUCGCCUUCCUCGCCACCUUGAUCACGCAGCUGCUGGUGUACAAUGGGGUCUAUCAGUACACGUCCCCAGAUUUCCUCUACAUCCGCUCCUGGCUCCCCUGCAUAUUCUUCUCGGGAGGCGUGACCGUGGGAAACAUAGGACGGCAGCUGGCCAUGGGUGUCCCGAAAAGCCACACAGCGAUUGAAUCUUCAGACCCACGGAUCCUGAAGAGUGGCGAGCUUUGGGAAGAAAAUCUGAUACUGGGUAGUGACAAAGACUAUCUCUUUUCCUCAGUAAUCUUUUCGGAUGGGGCUGACUGUUCCAGUGACCCCUGGGACACACUUCACCUGUGUCAGAGCAGCAGCGCGGGCGGAAGGCCGCUGGUGUUGGCACCUUGCGGGACAGUGUCUGGGCCCGCGUCCGCCGGGGGCUCCGCGAGCAGGCCGGCCGGGCACCGGGUCCCGAGGACUCAGUCUCCCGUGUUAUUAAAUGCCAAGUUGCCAUAUUUCCCAGCCUCAAACUAAAGCCUAACUACCAGCUCUGGUUUCGUAUCAGCGCCCCGGGGAUGGCUCGAUGGUGCUUACAAAGAUGAAGUGUGGUAAAAUAGGAAUAUUACUGAUCCAAAAGAUUUUAAAAAUAGGGCUGUGUUGUGAAAGAAGAGAAGGCGGUGGUGGCAGCAAGUGCAGGGCGGCCGCGCCGGGCGGGCGGGCACAGCGUGCCCCCGGUGGCCGUGUGGGGCGCCGCGCAGACAAUCGUGCAGAGAGGAGGCGUGCGUGGAAGGUCGUGGCUCUGCGCUGCGAUGGGUUGGACUUUCCACCCCCGUAUUCACAGAGUUUGCCCAGAAUCCGCAUCGUCUCGAAGGGGGCACCUGCUGGCCACACGUCUCCGUCUUGGCCCAAACCGUGAGUUUUCUUUGAUACUCGCUCGGGAAGAAGAGACCACUUUUUCCCCACAGCCCUAUGGGAUUUGCAAUCUGUGAUUGCCUUGUGAAAAGAAGAGUGCGUACGUCACUGCAUUAAACAUUCGGUGUUUCUAAAUACUCAAAA
Cervus elaphus (red deer) is the source of this 1778-nucleotide messenger RNA. RefSeq names its product insulin-induced gene 1 protein-like. Gene Ontology annotation, cellular component: SREBP-SCAP-Insig complex; endoplasmic reticulum. Lineage: Eukaryota; Metazoa; Chordata; Mammalia; Artiodactyla; Cervidae. The record is from RefSeq and is a predicted model, not a curated record. Gene Ontology annotation, biological process: SREBP signaling pathway; cholesterol biosynthetic process; SREBP-SCAP complex retention in endoplasmic reticulum.